This is a messenger RNA of Lemur catta (Ring-tailed lemur), 1264 nucleotides long. It is a transcript of the gene TBPL1, whose product is annotated as TATA-box binding protein like 1. The record is from RefSeq and is a predicted model, not a curated record. Bases 247 to 807 code for a protein of 186 amino acids. The transcript has 7 exons. Gene Ontology annotation, biological process: DNA-templated transcription initiation. Gene Ontology annotation, molecular function: DNA binding; general transcription initiation factor activity. Lineage: Eukaryota; Metazoa; Chordata; Mammalia; Primates; Lemuridae.
CUCGUACCCGGAACAACAAAGCACGAAAGACGGAGCCCGAGCCUCGGGGGCUCCUAGCAACGGGCCGGGGCGGGAGUUCCAUGGAGACUGGGGAGCGCGCUCGCCUCAUCAUCAUCCUUGUCCUCCAGCUUAUCCUUCGCUUCCGACGCCACCGGCAGCAGAGCUGCCGCCGGGUCCUCUGCCGCCGCCGCCUCUUCCCACGGAUGUGAUCUUCGUGGUGGGAAGCUAAGUUUUUAAACUACCCCAAUGGAUGCAGACAGUGAUGUUGCAUUGGACAUUCUAAUCACAAAUGUAGUCUGUGUUUUUAGAACAAGAUGCCAUUUGAACUUAAGGAAGAUAGCUUUGGAGGGAGCAAAUGUAAUUUAUAAGCGUGAUGUUGGAAAAGUAUUAAUGAAGCUUAGAAAACCUAGAAUUACAGCUACAAUUUGGUCCUCAGGAAAAAUUAUUUGCACUGGAGCAACAAGUGAAGAAGAAGCAAAAUUUGGUGCCAGACGUUUAGCCCGCAGUCUGCAGAAACUAGGUUUUCAGGUAAUAUUUACAGAUUUUAAGGUUGUUAACGUUUUGGCAGUGUGUAACAUGCCAUUUGAAAUCCGUUUGCCAGAAUUCACAAAGAACAAUAGACCUCAUGCCAGUUAUGAACCUGAACUUCAUCCUGCUGUAUGCUAUCGGAUAAAGUCUCUAAGAGCUACAUUACAGAUUUUUUCAACAGGAAGUAUCACAGUAACAGGGCCCAACGUAAAGGCUGUUGCUACUGCUGUGGAACAGAUUUACCCAUUUGUGUUUGAAAGCAGGAAAGAAAUUUUAUAAUUCAUCACUUAAUUGGUUAGAAUCUCUAACUGAGCACCUUUUAAAACCUGCUGCACAUUGGACUCACAACAAAAGGAAAACUGGACCAACGGUAAUUGAGGAAAUAGACUCUUUUAUUCAUUCACGGCUGCAGUGUAAGCUCCAGUCCCUUUGGAUUUUAUUCCAAACCUUGCUGUAAUAUAAAAAGGAAGUUUACAAGACAUGACAUUGCUGCUUUUACAAAAGGACAUUCUAUUUAUUUUCGCAGUAAUUCUCAUGUCCCCAUAAGCAGAGCUGUCACAGUGUGCACUACCUUAGAUUGUUUUAUUGUUGUCAUUGUUAUUUUUUUCCAGUUUGAGCUAAUGUGUUUUAUUUGUGAAUAGUCUUUUACAUUUUUGUAUGCUGAAUAUGGGCACCAAAGAACCUGUAAAAGUUAUCUUUUUCAAUUGAAUGUGCACAAAUAAAAGUUUGGAAAAGA